Molecule: messenger RNA, 321 nt
Organism: Fulvia fulva
Lineage: Eukaryota; Fungi; Ascomycota; Dothideomycetes; Mycosphaerellales; Mycosphaerellaceae
Exons: 2
Coding region: 1-321 (106 amino acids)
Source: RefSeq, a predicted model, not a curated record
AUGUUCGACGAGGGCGCAAUGAUGACAAUUAGAUGGACGACAGACUUUCCAUCGGUCAACCUUUGUAUCAUUGCCAAUCAGUCUUACAACUCGCCGCGUAUGCUUGCUAGUGGCUAUGUCCCCCAGACGUUGGACUGGGAGGCCGAGUGCUACAUCAAUUGCAGCAUACCCUUCAUGCUUCGAGCAGUCGAUGCCGAGGGUACGCCCGAAAAAUUGGCCGGCGGUGGCUUUACCAGUCGACAAUUCUGGAUUAAGCCGCCCGUCGUGAGCUCGUCCACAAGUGCAUCAACACCAAACUCCGCUGCCUCUUCAACGUCGUAG